Contarinia nasturtii (swede midge) is the source of this 300-nucleotide messenger RNA. RefSeq names its product gustatory receptor 23a-like. Gene Ontology annotation, cellular component: neuronal cell body; axon; dendrite. Bases 1 to 300 code for a protein of 99 amino acids. The record is from RefSeq and is a predicted model, not a curated record. The transcript is spliced from 4 exons. Gene Ontology annotation, biological process: sensory perception of taste. NCBI's taxonomy places the organism in Eukaryota, Metazoa, Arthropoda, Insecta, Diptera, Cecidomyiidae.
AUGCUCCUGUCAAUUCUUUUUGUUGUCAUCGAGUUAGCGUCGUGUGAAAGCUGUACAAAAGAGGUAAAUCUGUUGGCGUUUCUUGUCACAAGUCUUGAAUUAAACGGAGAAUAUGCAAAUAUUUUUGAUUUACUGCUUGAGAACUUUUCUCUUCAGUUGAUGCAUGAACCAAUCGUAUUCUCCGUGGCCGGUGUUUUUCGGCUGAAUUUCACCCUUUUGCGUGCAAUGGUUGCUGGCAUUACCACAUACAUGGUUAUUUUCAUUCAAUUCAUGCCCAAGCUGUCUUACAAAUUUUAUUAA